AUGCGUUUCGAAAAUUGCGUCCUAUGCUCUCUGACAUUUGCAAUCUUCGUCGCGGCCGGUCCCGUUCCUCAGCGUUCGCAAUACCCCAACCUAUCUCCAUUGAGAAGUGCGACGAAUGAAGUGAGCCCUCUCUCGCCUGGGGAAGUUUCUUCUGUUGCUGCAGCGCGUCAAGGACGUGCUCUAUUUUUCAACAUCAAUGAUGUCGUCGAGCAAAAACUAGCCGGAAACAAUGAGGCCUGCGUGGUAAUAAAUCGCCCGCAUCUGUCUACAACGAUAUGUUCGACUUUUGGAGCUCCACGAUCUACGAGUCCUACCUUCCGCAGUACAGACAUCCCGGUCGCUACAGCAGAUGUACUGGUAGAUGGGACUACCAGCAUUACCAGCACACAAACUGUGACGGUUACUCGACAACCUCCACAUACUAAACCUCCCUCGCCUCCUCCUGCUUCUUCACCUCCACCGCCACCACCACCACCACCUCCUCCUCCGCCUCCGCCUCCUUCUUCUUCACUUCCGCCUCCUCCGCCUCCUCCACCACCCCCUUCGAGUCCUAGUCCACGUGAUGGAGGUGAUGCUUCUAGGCGUCCCGCCAUAAUUUCUAUCCCAGCUGUGUCCACGGAAAUUGGCCCCGAUCAUCCUGGUACACAAGCUCUAGCUACGCGAGUGGACAUGGCAUCUACUCUAGCUAUACCAACCGAGCCCAUCAGGCCCACCAAAGCACCACACCCCCCGGCCGAAACAGGCCGACUAUCUCCAUUCCCAUUCUCAUUUCCCUGGUCCCUUCCGCUGCCCUGGUUUCUAUUUCCGGGUACAAACCUAGAUACAAACUCAAUUGUGAACCCAGGUGGGAGCACUAUCAUACCGCAAGGCACAGAAGAGCCGCCUCAGGCGACGGGUACAACAACUACCAUCCGCGUUACCAAGACCUUUGUGUCGACAGUAAUCAUGCCGGCGAUCGACACUGCGCGUGCACCUGCUCCUGCACCUGCUCCCAAGCCCGCACCCGCACCUGCACCCGCACCUGCACCCGCGCCUUCACCCGAGCCUGCACCCGAGCCUGCACCCGAACCUGCACCCGCGCCCCCGGGAACCAACCAAAAAACUCCGCAACAGCCACCCCAGGAGCAACCACCUCGGCAAAACGUGAAAGGAGGCCAGAUGAUGACAACCACAGUAUAUAUAACGGCAUGCGGCCCCGCAUACUCUCCAGAACCUGUCCAAGGAGAAAACCCUCCAUCAGCUCAACCAGCACAACCCCCGCCAGUACAAGUAGCACCAACUCCAACUGAAGCACCGCCCCGAAAACAUGCACCCCCAGCUCCACCUGCACAGGUGGCACCAACCCAGGCGCCUUCAAGGGAAGAACCACCGCCAUCACCACCGCCGCCGCCGCCACCUCCCCCGGCUAACCAAGCGCCACCCAACAACCCUCCCCCAGCUAAUGGUCCGGGUGGAGACGGCGAGCGAGGCGGCGGCGGACGCGGCGGCGGACGCGGCGGAGGUAACGGCGGUGGCCACCAUGGCGAACCCGGUGGCGGACGCGGAGGGGGUGGACGAGGUCACGGCAAAGGCCGUCACGACGAUGAUGAUAAUGGCCGUCGCAAGGAAAAGACCUACGAGGAUGUUCACCCUGUCACAGUAGGAGAGGAUGGGGUGCUAAGGGACGGUGGCCGUGACCGUGACCGUGAGGGUGGAGGAGGGCUGGUCGGCGUCCUCACGCGGGCAGCGGAUGAGUUAUUACUUGGCUAA
Messenger RNA from Blastomyces gilchristii SLH14081, 1749 nucleotides. RefSeq lists its product as uncharacterized. The record is from RefSeq and is a predicted model, not a curated record. The coding region runs from base 1 to 1749 and encodes 582 amino acids. NCBI's taxonomy places the organism in Eukaryota, Fungi, Ascomycota, Eurotiomycetes, Onygenales, Ajellomycetaceae. The transcript has a single exon.